Schistocerca americana (American grasshopper) is the source of this 609-nucleotide messenger RNA. RefSeq lists its product as uncharacterized. The coding region runs from base 1 to 609 and encodes 202 amino acids. NCBI's taxonomy places the organism in Eukaryota, Metazoa, Arthropoda, Insecta, Orthoptera, Acrididae. The transcript has a single exon. The record is from RefSeq and is a predicted model, not a curated record.
AUGAGAGCCCUGCCCUUGUGGGUCCUGAUAGCAUCUCGCCCUAACUAUAUGAGAGCCCAGCCCUUGUGGAUCCUUAUAGCAUCUCGCCCUAACUAUAUGAGAGCCCAGCCCUUGUGGAUCCUGAUAGCAUCUCGCCCUAACUAUAUGAGAGCCCUGCCCUUGUGGGUCCUGAUAGGAUCUCGCCCUAACUACAUGAGAGCCCUGCCCUUGUGGGUCCUGAUAGCAUCUCGCCCUAUCUACAUGGGAGCCUAUAUGAAAGCCCUGCCCUUGUGGGUCCUGAUAGAAUCUCGCCCUAACUAUAUGAGUGCCCUGCCCUUGUGGAUCCUGAUAGCAUCUCGCCCUAACUAUAUGAGAGUCCUGCCCUUGUGGGUCCUGAUAGCAUCUCGCCCUAACUACAUGAGAGCCCUGCCCUUGUGGGUCCUGAUAGCAUCUCGCCCUAACUACAUGAGAGCCCUGCCCUUGUGGGUCCUGAUAGCAUCUCGCCCUAACUACAUGAGAGCCCUGCCCUUGUGGGUCCUGAUAGCAUCUCGCCCUAACUACAUGAGAGCCCUGCCCUUGUGGGUCCUGAUAGCAUCUCGCCCUAACUACAUGAGAGCCCUGCCCUUGUGA